AUGGCGCUGAGUAAAUAUGGGGUGAAAUACAAAGUAGCAACCCCAUAUCAUCCUCAAACAAGUGGCCAAGUCGAAGUGUCAAAUCGGAAAAUCAAAAGCAUCCUAGUGAAGAUAGUAAAUGCCAACAGAACUGACUGGUCCAGGAAACUUGAUGAUGCACUAUGGGCAUAUCUGACCGCUUACAAAACACCUAUCGCUCUAAAUUUGGACUGGUCCAAAACUUCAAGGGAAAGGGUGGAGCAGUUGAAUGAACUGGAUGAAUUUAGACUCAGAUUGUAUGAAAGUUCAGCCAUCUACAAAGAGAAGAUGAAGAAAUGGCAUGAUGCUCGGAUACUCAAGCGAGACUUCAAGGAAGUCACUCCUAAUGGACCUAAUAGGGCCGAUGCAUCAGAAAUUGCCCCAGUUCUUGAUGCCCAAACCUUGAGCAUGACCCCAAGCACUGAUGCCCAUACAGAUGGAGAGACUGCUUAG
Solanum stenotomum is the source of this 471-nucleotide messenger RNA. RefSeq lists its product as uncharacterized. Gene Ontology annotation, molecular function: nucleic acid binding. The transcript has 3 exons. Bases 1 to 471 code for a protein of 156 amino acids. The record is from RefSeq and is a predicted model, not a curated record. Gene Ontology annotation, biological process: DNA integration. Lineage: Eukaryota; Viridiplantae; Streptophyta; Magnoliopsida; Solanales; Solanaceae.